UGGGCUCAGUGUGGUAUCCAACCCUCCUAAAGGCUGAGAUCCUUUCUGAUUCAUGGAUUUUGCAAAUCCCUKGAAAGUGUAUGUGGUCCUGAGACACAGAAAUGAGGAUAUUAUCACCACUAUCAUCUCAUUUUUGCAAGGAAGAAUGCCAUAGUGAGAUUUUAAAACAUGAUGCGUGAAUAYAUCUCAGGCAUGGAUGCUCUAAAAUCAUCCAAUUCUCUCUUUUUGCUGGUUAUAUCAYGACUGGAAAUCAGCCUGGCCAUGUUCUUGUGUUUAAAACAAGGAAAUUUUCUGUAUUCAACCCUUCCACAGAAUGUCAGCAGCAGUAGCAACAUGCAAUGAAUUUAAAAAAAUACAAACCUCUGUUAGGAUUUUUUUUCCCAAGUGUUAAAAAGAGCACAGCAAAAAGUAUGAUGUACAACAUCCUGGCUGCUGAACCUAAAAUGAUAUAUUUCAAAUAAAUAUUUUUAAGGAAAAGUAAACACAACAACUUCUCAUAUAGAGAAGAAGCUCUUCCCUGUUUCUUCCACUAUAUUUGUGAAACAAAAUGUAGGGCCCCUUGUUUUGGAAAGGGAAAGGAAAAGCUACCCUAACCCUAAUCAUUUCCCUGCAGAGACUGAAAAGCAGUUUCUAGAUUUAUUUUAUACAGUGAGCAGAGGGAAGAGGAAUAAUAAGAGCAAAAGUAAAAAGUAUGAAAAACCUUUGGAAAAGACAAAGUUUCAAACAUGGAUGGAGGCAGAAACAGGUUUUAAUUAUACCAUUGUUAGAAAAAAACUGCAGAAAGACUCAUCAGGUUGCAAUUCAUCUUAGUCUUGUCUAUCACCAUUUGUUACCAGGCUCAAAAAUGAAGUGAAUAUGAGAAGCUUUUUGCAUAAAAGUUGUAAAAUAUUGUCACCAGCCCACCCCCACACACCCAUUUUAUUUCACCCUGACAAAAGCUGAGAUGAAUGAGUUGUUGUCUGGCCCUUCCCACUUUGUAUAGUCAUUGGCUGGCUUGGUUCUAAAAAGGAUUUUAAAAAGGGGAAUAAUGUGCCUUUGCCUGGGAUCUGAGGCUGUCAGGGUGCUGAAAAGCUGAGCUGUGAGCUGCCACCAUGCAGAUCUCCUGGGCUGUGUGCACCGUCUGCAUCGUGGCACAAAUCGCCUUCCAGUCGGCAAAAGGGUGGCAAGUGUUUAAAAAUGAUGCCACAGAAAUCAUCCCUGAGAUCACUGAGAACACAGAAACGCCCGUGGAGCAAACUUUCAGCGACAACAACACAAUGAACCAGGCGAAACAUGGAGGAAGACACAUACAACAAGCUCCGGAGCCUAACGACGCGGCCGAUUUCAGCUGCCGGGAGCUGCGCAUCACCCGCUAUGUGACCGAGGGGCCGUGCCGCAGCCUGAAGCCGGUCAAGGAGCUGCUGUGCUCGGGCCARUGCCUCCCUUCCCAUCUCCUGCCCAACUCCAUCGGCAGAGGCAAGUGGUGGCGGCAGAACUCGCUGGAUUACCGCUGCAUCCCCGCUCACAGCCGCACCCAGCGCGUUUUGCUCGCCUGCCCCGAGCAGGAGACGCGGACUCACAAAUUGCGGGCGGUCACGGCGUGCAAAUGCAAGCGCUACACCCGCUACCACAACCAGUCCGAGCUCAAGGACUUCGGCAARGAAAGCACCCGGCCUCAAAAGAAUAAAAAACCCCACCUGGGCCGAGCCAGGAGCGGCAAAUCCAACCAGCACGAGUUAGAGAACGCGUACUAGGAGGUGGCGCUGGGUGACACGGACUAGCAGCUCGGGGUAUUUUGUAAAACCAUCCAAAAAAGGCACUCAGAGGCCGCAAAAUGAUGUUCUGAGCGCAGUAGGUUCCAAUUCCUUCUGCUAAGCUGGGUCAAAGGCUCACGUAGGCAAAAAAAAAAUUCAAUAAAAAAUCGAUCAGAUUGUAGCACUUAUGGUCUGAUAAGGGAGUGAGAUAAAGCGAGCUGGGGGUACACCUGGGAUUGGGGUGAGUUUGUGUGUCUGGCAUGAGAUGGGAGCAGAGGAUUGUUUUGGUGACAAUCAAGCUUUGCUAGGAAAUCAUUCCAACUCACUUGAUGUGAAAAGAACAUUGAGAUCCCUUUCCCAGGCAGGUGCCAGGGCGCAGGACAAGCCUGGCAUUGGGGAGGCACUGGAGGAGGUGGCACCUCUGAACGAGCCCUGGGAGCUCGGGGACAGCAGGGAUUUCAGCUCGUGGUGAAAGAAGUCAAAUUGUUGGGAAAUGAACGCAAUUUCAGGUGUCCUCAGGUGCCAGGUGUUUCCUCUCAAACACAGAAAUCAAAAUCUCACACUAGAGUUCUCAAAACAGAAGUGUGACAAAUCUGUUUCACACUUGUAAUUAAAAGAUKAUGGGGUCGACAGAUUCAAAACUGAGAUUUGGCAACUAAAACCAUAUUGAUUUAGGAACGAGGUUUUGUUUUAGGGACAGGUCAACAAGUCCUACCAAGUGGAGCAGAUUUAUGAAUYAAAUGCUCCUCUCAAACCAGAUAACCUCACUGAUGUUUGUCCUGUAAACAGCAGAAAUACACAKAUUUUAACAGAAAAUAUCCUGAUUGCUCCUUAUUUCCUAGCACACAUUUGACUUCAACAUCAGCUUUACCAUUUACAUUUCCUGUUCUGUAGAGUUUGGAUUAUUUGUCCCCACACUUUGCAGCACUAAAACAGUGCAAACCAAGCCCUGUGAGUAAGGUGGUGGUUCUGCAUUAAAAGUGAGCCUCUGCUAAGUCAUGAAUUCCUCUAGAAAAGUCUUUAGUGAAUGUAGUUUUGGUAAAUCUUUAGUUUGGCAGCGACUUUCCUUUACUUAGCUUCUCARUGUUUGUGUUUUUACAUUAAAGAUUAUUGUUAGAAAGUGAAUUGUCACGUGCUGUAUGCAUCCUGUAGGAUUCAUGCUGAAAUAAUAGAAACUGUGGAAAUUUGCAAUGUUGAUAGGUUUUUCAAUUGUUUUAUGUGGGACCAGAAYCUAGAGAGAAAAGGUAUCAUUUCAGAGAGUGAAUUAUGUAUUUAUUUUUUUUCCCAGAAGUUAUUUAUGCAAUGUUUUAACUUGUAGACAMUGAGAAGUAAUACUGCUUUAAAAAUAUUCGUCUGUUAUUUUUAAUUUUAUAUACGUUGUU
This is a messenger RNA of Malurus melanocephalus (red-backed fairy wren), 3115 nucleotides long. It is a transcript of the gene SOST, whose product is annotated as sclerostin. Gene Ontology annotation, molecular function: BMP binding. The record is from RefSeq and is a predicted model, not a curated record. Lineage: Eukaryota; Metazoa; Chordata; Aves; Passeriformes; Maluridae. Gene Ontology annotation, biological process: ossification; negative regulation of BMP signaling pathway; negative regulation of Wnt signaling pathway. Bases 1092 to 1733 code for a protein of 213 amino acids. The transcript is spliced from 2 exons.